GCCGGAUAUAUUUUAUUUUUCGCACAAGAUCUUUCCUCGUUCUUUUUUUUUUUUUAUAAUUUAAGAAUUGCGAAGAUAAUUUUCUUGUCAAGCAAGAUCAUUUCGGGGUUGGAUAAAAAGUUUUUGAAGAGGUCAGUGGAGAAGUGGUUCUUUUGUGGGACCAUGAUGUUGAGAGAGACCCCCGAUAUGGGCUCCAAUACUCCCUUCUUUCUUACUGCUUUGCUAGAAAGGUGACUAUGCCAAGAAGACAGGAGGUAUCGAGCACGCCUCGCGUAUACCCAGUCACCUUUCUCUCUUCGUGACCGUAGCAUAUGUUUUGCGACCGUCGAUGGCGCUCUCGCGGCUUUGAAAACGGCGCUAUCAUUAACGCUGCUCCAUCGGUCUCGUAAGCUUCGCUUACGUUGACUCCUCCCUCGAAAGGAGUUUUUCUUUUCUUUCCGACGGAAAAAGCGUUUCGAGUUUGUGUUUAUUUUCCUGCUCGAAUUUUAGAACCCGCAAGAGCGUCACGUACAGUCGAUUUGAUUUUCUUCUUGAUUUUUAAAUUAUCUUUUUCAUUUUGUUUCUUUUCUUUCUUUCCGUUUUUUGUAGUCCUUUACUUUCUAUCAAUUUUCUUUUUUUUCUUCUACAUUGUUUGAUAAUUCGUGCUCAAAGGAGAAAAUCUAUUUAAUACGAUCGGACGUCCGUAUCUCUUCGCGUGUGUAUGCGCUCGCGCGCCAUUACGAUAAAGAAGGGCUGCUUUUACACAUAGCCGUGAUAUUUAAAUUUUCUUUAUUCACCGUUCGCGUUGAGAAAAAUAUACAAAAUUUUGAUUUACGUUAAAAAAAGAAGAUACGGGAAGAUGAUAUUCUUCAGUGGUCUUUUGCUGUUCCUGGCCGUAUUUUCGAGAGUGGGUUGUCAACGAAAUACACCGAGAAGUGCAAGAGCCAGUAGAAAUGAUGCAGCUUUGGAGUUUGAGUGUCCCGAAGAGUUCGGUUAUUAUCCUCAUCCUCGAGAUUGUACGCAGUACUACGUUUGUGUCUUUGGCGGUGCUUUACUCGAAUCUUGCACGGGAGGUUUGAUGUAUAGUCAUGAAUUGCAGACGUGCGAUUGGCCACGUAACGUUGGCUGCCCUGAAAGUGGUUCGGUCAACAAGGAAAUCAACGAGGAUCCGCUGUUGGAAAGGUCUACAAAAAUCGAGUCAUUGCAACAACAACAACAACAACAACAACAACAACAGCAGCAGCAGCAGCAACAACAACAGCAACCUUUGCAACGAACGAUCCAAAGGCAACCACUUUUAAUUACUUCAACAUCUUCCCCAGCACCUCAGACCACGGAACGACAAUAUCGUCAGCGACAACAAGCUAGAAAUUAUCCUGAGGACGAUUACGAACCUCCCAGCGAAAUCGAGAACGAUAGACAACAACGAGUCUAUAGAGGACAACCUUCGACGAUAGGACAAGUGCAACGUGACCGUGAUGGACUUCGUAGAAACAUCAUAUCUGAGAGAGAGAAGGAGAGCCUGGUGAACGCACGCGUUCAAGCAGAGUCCCAUUUCAGGACUCAGGUACCUUCAACGGAGUCAUCUAGAAUCGCUAAAACUUUGGCGUCUACGGUAGCACCGAUCAUAUCAAAAUCAUAUUACAAUGAUCCUGAUCAAAGUUAUCCUUAUUACACGAUUUAUGAAGAUGACGUAUCCAUGUAUAAGGAUGACGAUUACAAUCAAUACACAGUGAAUCAAACAGUUCCAUUGCAACAACCAAAUGUGAAGAUAAGCGAAGUUAGUACAAAACAAUAUCCACAAAAAUCGAAAAAAGUUAGCGUUAACGAUGCGGAUAGAUAUAAUCUGAAUCAUGACGUUACGGCACAGGACUAUGAUAUCUAUGAGAAUCAGGCUCAAUUAAACAAAAAUAAAUUCAGAAUCUCCGAAGGACAGCCACCUUUAAGGACGAACGUAGUGAGCCAUCCGGCGGUCCACGUGACGACUCCGAACACUCUAGUUGACACGUUUGUCCCAUUGACGACUACCACUCAAACACCUACAACAAGCGCCAGGCCUUACACCGUUAGUGUUUCAAGCCGAGGCCGUCCGCAACAAAUCAACCGAGGCACUGCACCUCCUCGUUCACGACCCACGUUGAAACCAUCGACGGAGAUAGUUUCGAAGGCACAGGAAUUCAUCGAUAUCUAUAGAUAUCCACCGGUUAGACCAGCCCCGAUUUAUCCGACACCUCAGGUCGAUAAGCCUGCAGCGAAAUGCCGAAGAGACGUUUGUCUACUUCCGGAUUGCAGCUGUGGUGGUGCCGACAUUCCAGGUGACUAUCUUCCGGAGGAGAUCCCACAAAUCGUCUUGUUGACGUUCGAUGACUCCGUGAACGAUCUGAACAAGGGACUCUACGCCGAUCUCUUCGAGAAGGGAAGAAAGAACCCGAAUGACUGUCCUAUCUCAGCAACCUUCUACGUGUCCCACGAGUGGACCGACUACAGCCAGGUUCAAAAUCUCUAUUCUUCCGGUCAUGAGAUUGCCUCCCACACGGUCUCGCACAGUUUCGGAGAACAAUUUUCACAAAGAAAAUGGGCACGAGAAGUAGCUGGACAGCGUGAAAUCCUUUCGGCUUAUGGAGGUGUCAAGUUGGAAGAUGUCAGAGGAAUGAGAGCUCCAUUCUUGUCGGUCGGUGGAAACAACAUGUUUAAGAUGCUAUGGGAUACGAACUUCACCUACGAUUCAUCGAUGCCAAUUUAUGAGAACAGACCUCCUAGCUGGCCUUAUACAUUGGACUACAAACUCUUCCACGACUGUAUGAUACCGCCUUGCCCCACCAGAUCUUAUCCUGGAUUGUGGGAAGUUCCUAUGGUAAUGUGGCAAGAUCUGAAUGGUGGUAGGUGUUCUAUGGGAGACGCUUGCAGUAAUCCGCCAACUGCCGAUGGAGUCUACAAGAUGCUUAUCAAGAACUUUGAGAGACAUUACACGACUAACAGAGCACCGUUCGGUCUCUUCUAUCACGCGGCAUGGUUCACUCAACCUCAUCACAAAGAAGGCUUCAUAUCUUUCCUUGACACGAUCGUUGCUAUGGAUGACGUUUGGGUAGUAACAAAUUGGCAAGCUAUUCAAUGGAUUAGAAAUCCAACGCCUCUAGCUCUGAUGCAUAAUUUUGAGCCAUUCAGUUGCAAUUUUGCGGAUCGACCGAAGAAAUGUAACAAUCCGAAGGUUUGCAAUCUCUGGCACAAAAGUGGUGUUAGGUACAUGAAGACCUGUCAAGCUUGUCCAGAUAUCUAUCCAUGGACGGGCAAAACUGGUAUUAGGAGCAGUCGCAUCGAUAACGAAAUCGAUACUCACGAAUGAAACGACAAACCGAUCAACGUGGCGAUCGAGACCCACCAAUGAGGACGAAAGAGCCAAAACGAGAAGAACGAUACAUAGCUCAUACAGCAUUUGUGUUCUUUUAUCUCUCGUUCCUCUGAAGAAAUUCUGAAUUUCGAGUACGCCAAGCUGUUUUAUUUUUCUUUAAUUUUUCUAUUCUUUCAUUUCUUUUUCUUUUCUUUUUUUUUCAUUUUUCCUCUUUUGCUCGUAUUAUUGGUCGAGAAAAACAAAACAAGCAACAUGGCUACAACUUUCGCGACUUUGGUGGGUCUGCGAAGUGUAAUCAAAAAAAAAAAAAAUUGAGUCCUUUCUAGAAAAGAUUUCAAAAUAGGACUGUUGCAUAGGUCGAAAAACACGUACGUGUUCUUUUUUUUUAAAAAAAAGACUUUGUUCCUUUAUCUUUCUUCUUUUUUUUCUUCUUUCUUAUCUCGUCCAAUCAGUUAACCACGAUAAUAUAACGACAUUAAGAUAUAAUAAUUGUAUACAAAUACGUUAAAAUGCUAAUUGCGUUAUAUUGUUGAAACAGGGUAACUUGACACGAUACGAGUAGAAUUAUUAAAUUAUUUCGAAGCAAUGUAUUGAGACGGCGGGCAUUGAUUCAUGUGAACCGAUGAACGUGGCACGAAUCGGUGACCGCGAGUCAGUGAAGUGUAGUAACUUUUUUCUUCUUUUUUUUCUUCCUUCGUCUCUUUAUUUUUAUUAUCUUCUUCUUUUAUCUUUCUAUUAUCUCAUCAUUUUCUACGUACGUGUCUUCCUUAUAUUGUAUUUUAUUUUAUUUUAUUAUAAGCAACUUCCUCUUUUACCUACUUCGAAAUCUUUCAACACGUUCUUGGCGUACUCGGAAAAAAUUCGAGAUAGAGCAAUUAAUCACGAGUAAUUAAUAAUAAUAAUAAUAAUUAAAUAAUAACAAAAUGAUAACGAUAAUAAUAUUUGCGGAAAGAAAUAUGAAAAUGAUUGCCGAUCAUGAAGUUUCGUACGUCAUUUCGUGAUAUGUAUUAUCAUCCACCGAGGUUCGAAUGUGCGGAGAUCACUUUGAUGGAAAUUUAUUAAAAAAAUGUCGAAAGAAAAAUGUCGCUUUCUUGAAGGAUCGUGAGUACGAGAGGAAUCAUUGUGUUUUACCUGAACCUGAAAAAUAUAAUGCGGCUUUAAUAAAUACACAUUUCGCUAGAAUUCACAAACACACAUACACACGCGCGCACGCAUAUAAUUUAUCGUAUAAAUUAAUAAUCAAGUAUAAUCAAAUGGAACUGAACGAAUAGAAUCUUAUGAAAAAUGACGUUUACUUUAAAUCAAGCAGGAUGACAGUUAUAUGUCAUAUGUUUUUAUUACAAACAUGUAUUUGGGAUCGGUAAAGGAUAGAGUAUGGAAGCCCAAGUAUCUAAGUCAUAUUUCUCAAUAUCCUGCCAGUGAACACUAUUCAUAUAUGCGAUAUUUUCAAUCCAAUAUUUCUUGAGAUUACAGACCGUCAUAGCCUUGAAAAAUUAAAAAAUAAGUUUUCUAUAAAACAAGAAAUCGAUGAGAGAUCAAUCACCUAUAUUCAUUUGAAUCAUAGAAAUUUUAUAAAUAUGAUUUCAUAUAUUAGUCAUAUUACCCGUUUAUUUUGUAUGAUCCAUGCGAUAACAAACUUGUUAUCUUGCAAACGAGACCAUUUUUCCGCCUUAUUCAAGUAAAUAUUUCUCUGUGAUUUUUUACCAUAAAUUAUAUUUAUAUGAGAUUUAAAAAAAUAGAGAAACGGUUUUAUGAAUGGAGCACGUUUCGAAACUCGAUUGAGAGUUUUCGUGAUUUGAUGAAUCCCGUCGAAAAGUUCGAUAAGUUGAUUCGCUUUCUUUAAAUUUAUACAACGAAUUAGUACUAGGAGAAAGCAUUCCAAGCCCUGCAACGACAGAUCAGAAUAUUUAGAAUUUAUUGUCGUGAUCAAUAAUAUUAAUUCGAAUGAAUUACUAGGCAACAAGUGACAAUUGUAGAAAAAUCAUCAUGUUUAACUUCUUUCGUGUAACUAUCCACAGUUAGUUCACAACUUUCGUCAAUUCUGUAUCCCCUGAAAGGAAGUUCGAUGUGUAAAUAUGUAUCAAUGAAUUGUAAACAUUUUCAUGAACUUACAUUCGCAAUUGCCAAAUCCAUAAACAACUUAAAAGUCGAGUAAGACAAACUGGAUCGCGAGAAACACAACCUUUCGUAUUGCAAACUAUUUUAUAAUAAAUAUGUUGUUUUUAUUUUUUUUAUUUUAAUUUAAUAUAUAUUUCAUUAGUAUGAAUCGAACGAUCGAUAUAAUUAAAGAUGGAUAAACGUACCAGUGAGUGUUUUGGCAUGUUGGAGACAGGAUUCGUAAGAUUCCAAAAAUACUCCAGCUUCUAAGAGUAAUUCUAAGGAAAGAGCAUAAUACCAGGUAAUCGCUGAAUUAUCGAUGUCCUCGUCUGACAUAUAAUGCAGCUCGUUGAUGAGAUCAAUUGCUUCGCUAAUAUGUUUUGUCCAUAUCUGUUUGCAAGAUAUGAAAGAGUAAAAGAAAAUGUGAAAGAAAUAUGUUUACUAUUGAUUACCAUGAUUUCUAUAAAUGAUGGCAGCAAAACAAGUUUCACAUGGGUAAGUUUCAUCAUGUAUGUCAUUUUAAGUAUAUUUUUACCAAAUUCUAUGGCAUCUUGAAAUUCGCCUCUCAAUGCUCUGUUAUAUAUAAAAAUAUAAAAUUAUCGAAUAUGUAUAAUUAAUUCGACUUUUAUUUGAUUUUAAUAGUAUUACCUGAUCUCGUACAUCACCAUAAAUAUUUUCGUUAUAAGAAUUAAGUCUUCUGGAUAGAACCAAUACGUUUUUCUUUUUAUUAUCUCUAUUAUUAUAUGCUCAAGGCAUCUGAUAAAAUUGAAGUUAUCUCCACGUCGAAAAACUUUCACAGCAGUCAGAUAAAUUUCGGCCUGUUUAAAAAAAUUACCUGCAUUUUCGAAUCCUAAUCUGAGACUUUGUAAAAUGAUCGACUUCGCAAUUUUUUCUUUUCCCUCUAUCUAGAUGAUCAUAUUAUGAUCGUAUUUAUUCAAUAAUUUAUGUAACUUGAAAAUGAUAAAAUCAAAAGAAUACGAUUGUCACCAUAAGAAUCAAAGAAAGUCGUCCAAGAUAAGAUGCCAAUUCCAAGUUAUCAAAAGCUGUAAGUCCUCGAUAACGAUUGACAAAAUAUUGUAAGAAUCUUUUUCCUAUUUGUAAAAGUAAGUUUUCUAUACAAGCUGUGUAACAAGCAGCAAUUGUUGAUUGUGGUAUGUUAGUUUGUGACGAUACUGCUUUGGUAUAUAUCAUCUUUGCUUGCAAAUAAUUACCUAGUGCCACAUGAGCAUCGCCUAAAAAUCAUUUUCUUUAAAUAAUUAUAUAAUUAGAACAAAAUCAGCUACAUACCCAUCAACAUCAAAAUUAUUCCUUUAUUAACGAUCGAAUGUUCAUUACAUGUUCCUAUUUGCUGACAUUUCGUUUCUAAUUUCUCGUGUCUCUGUUUGGCAAUUUCAAGAAUUUUUAGAGCAAACAAUGGCUCUGCAAUAUAAAUUAAUCCUAUGCUAUAUUCAAUUAGAAAUUCCAAUAUAUGUUCAUCUGAACCUAUAAAAAAAUAUAUUCAAUCAAAAAAAUUAUAUUCUUGCUAGUAUAAAAUAAUAUAAAAAAUAAUAAUAAUAUAAAAUAUGAUAAAAAAAUGAAGUAUAUUCUUAAUAUACUAGGAUCAAAUGAAUAAAAAAUUACCUAUUUGCUCGACAUAUUGACUCAAUUGCCAAUAUAUACAGUUAAUUUUGUCGUAACAAUAACAACUUCUAUAGUCGACAGAAUUCAAUUCUUUUAAAAACAUAUGAGAAGGAUCGGUUAUUCUUUCGGGUGUAACAAACGAUCGUCUUAAAAAUUUUAAUCUGAAUUUAUCAUAUAGGAUAUGAUUUGAUACAUUUAUAACGUCUGAUGAAAAAUUUAUAAUAUGAGAUAUAAUUUCGAUGAAAGAUAUAUGACAAAAAUGAAUAUGUACAAAACGAAAUGUGACCUUCUAUUUGUUCCUCUUCUUCACCAUACUCAGAGAAUGACAAUACAGAUAUUUUAGAAAUAGACUCCAAAAAUUGUUGAAUAUCAGUUUUAAGAAUAUUUCGUUUUGGUUCUCUAAAUACAUCGGUAGUUAUGAUCUGCAAUAAUGAUACAACAAACUUGGCAAAAAAUAGAGGAAGGAGAUUUACAGUAGAAAAUGAAAUGAAUCGUGAAAGAAAUUCUUAAGAAUAAAGAAGUUGCAUGAAAAAAAGUAAUAAUAAAAUAAAAUAUAAGAGGGAUAACAUAAAGUAUAUUCCUUUACCUCUUCCGAUAAAUUUCUAAAGAAUGUUUUUGAAAAGGAACCGCCACCACAUCCUUCACAUUUAUGAGUUUCUCGUCUGUAUAUCUUACAAGCUUUGUACCAGUAGUCAUUUUUUUUACUCCUUUGCAACAUAUUGUACAACAUUUUAUGAAACGAAAGAAUCUUAAAUUCCAAUAUCUUGCAAUUAGAAUAAGUAGGUAAUUCUGAUAUCCCAAAGUUGUCUAAAGAUUAAAACAGAUUUGAUUUUUACACAAUUUAGGUGAAACGUUUAAUAGUGUAUAACUCACGAGAGACCGGGCAAUUACAUUGUACCAAAUGAUGCAUGUUAGAGAAUGUUUUUCGUCUUAUAAGUAAACUAUAGAAAUAAUUAUCCGUAUGAAAUAGAUGUCUUUGUAUAGAAGCACAUUCCACUACUCGUAUUCGAAUUAGUUCGGACACGACUGCAAAAUAAAAAAUAAAUAAUUUUACAAAAUAAUAUAAUCAUCGAAGAACAUAAUUUACUUGCUUUCAGCUGUAUGCUUUGCCGUUGAAUUUAUCAUAAGAGUUUGAACGAUCGUCCGUACAAAAAGUUGACCGAUUGCCGCAGCACAUUUGAUAAAUUCUUUCUGAUACAAAUUCAUCCUUUCAUAAAUCAUCCUUUUCAAACCUAAAAUGAUAUAAUUAUAUUACACAUAUGUUUCUUUUUAAUACGCAUCAAAUUCAUUAACAUUCAGAUAUUAUAAUAGUUACCACUAUAAUUCAAAGUGGCAUCAGCAAAACCAAUAUAUUUUUCAUUAGUUAUACAAAUAGGAAAAAGAUUUGUUUUAGAAGAAGGGAUCACGUCUUCUGGGAACAAAUCAUACGGCACUUUUCUUAUCAUAUAAGAUUCCGGGAAAAUAAGAUUAUAUUGUUUUAAUUCAGUGCUAGUCAUGGUUAAAAAAUCAAGUCCAUUACUUUGCAAAGUCAAACUCAAAUAUGUUUCACACCAGCCUAUAUCGUUUUGACUAUAUUUUUUUAUAAUCCUGUUUAAAAGAUAUGUACUAUUAAUUAUCAAUACAUUGAUAUCAAUAUAAUAUCAUUAUAUUCAUUUGAACAUUUUAUAAACAACUUACGCGUCCAAACAUUUAGGUAUUGCGACAACAUUAAGAAAUUGACAGGCAAACCCAGUUAACAAUUGGUUAUCUAGUCCGUCUAAAGAAAUUUUUAUUAAUCUUCCAUCUUCAAAAAAAUUUUCCUCUACGUCGAAGUUUUCGAUAUCAAAAGGUGGAUUUAAAGUAGUUAUUACUGUUACUACGUUAAUAUUGUCAAAAGCUAAUGACACAAAAUGCCAGGACAUCGAAUCAGUAUAAUGAAAAUCAUCCAAAAAUAUACACAUUUUAUCACUCUGUAGCAUACAAAAGUUUUAUAUGAAAAAUUUCAUUAAAAUUUAUUUAAUUAUAACUAUCACAUACUUGAUUUAAAAUAAUGCUGAAAAUUUCUGUCAUUUUUAUAUGACGUUGCGAAUUAUUAGCCGCACAAUACUCAUCCGAAAGAGGAAAAGAAACUUUCAUUAAUGUAUUUAGGUAACAAAAUUCAUUUGAGGAGAGAAACGAACCCAAUUUCUUUUUUAAUACUCUUUCGCGAUCUUUAAUAGACUUGCAAUCUUCUGCAUCGAGUAUCUAAAAUAUAAGAUCGAUUUAACAUAAUAAUUAAUAAUGCAUCGUUAAA
Vespa velutina is the source of this 9317-nucleotide messenger RNA. RefSeq lists its product as uncharacterized. Gene Ontology annotation, molecular function: hydrolase activity, acting on carbon-nitrogen (but not peptide) bonds; chitin binding. The transcript has 16 exons. Gene Ontology annotation, cellular component: extracellular region. Gene Ontology annotation, biological process: carbohydrate metabolic process. The record is from RefSeq and is a predicted model, not a curated record. Lineage: Eukaryota; Metazoa; Arthropoda; Insecta; Hymenoptera; Vespidae. Bases 839 to 3322 code for a protein of 827 amino acids.